AUGCUGGAAUGUGCCGUCCUGUCACAAUUGACAGACGUGUUUUGGCACCACACUUCCGUAAAAUGUCACUCGAACAGUAGCACACUUCUGCUUGACUCUGCUCACUCAACAGUCCUGAGGUUUGAGCUCGAGGCGUCCGCAAAUGAGCCCCGUCGUUCCGUCGAUUGCAACACAAUCGGCAGGCGCAGAAUGACCCUUUUCUGGCGCCAGAUCUGA
Molecule: messenger RNA, 216 nt
Organism: Protopolystoma xenopodis
Lineage: Eukaryota; Metazoa; Platyhelminthes; Monogenea; Polystomatidea; Polystomatidae
Source: the annotation of a GenBank genome assembly